GUGAACGUGUUAUUUAUUGCCGGUGUGUGUUCUUUAUCAAUCCCCGGUAACUCUAAUGUCUACUCAGGUUUUAUCUGCGCGGCCACGGAACGGCGCGAACGCGGAGGAAAGCCAACGAUAUUCCGGCACUUCCGCCUGUCUCGCAACGGCUGGUUACCGUUCAGCUAAAUACACCCCGGAUGACUGGUUCUCUAACAACCGUGCCGUGCUCAACCGGGCCGCCACCGAGAGCGCGAGCGCCUUGAAGAUCCAGCGCGUGUCUAAGGCCCUCCGUGCGGAGACCGAGGCUACCGGCGCGCUCCUGCAGACCGACGGCACCAGGCAUCUGGGCGAGCGCCUGCAGAACAUCCACGUCCUGAGGUCGGAGCUGGAGAGUCACAUCGCGCGUCUGCUGGCGGACACCGAGCGGCUCGUGACGCUGAAGCGGAGGCUGGAAAAAGCGCUGCACGCCACCGAGAUCCCGUUCGCCAUCGCCACGGAUAACCUGAUGUGCAGAGAGAGACGCUCAGGACCAGACCUGGUUCAAGACCGAGUGGAGGAAGAACUUCUCAAAGAAGUGGAUCUGAUUAAGAGCAUCCAGGCUCUGCUGAAGAAAACUCUGGAUCAAACUGUCAGUCAGAUCCGGCUAAACAGGAACGCUCAGCAGGUUCUGGAACUUGACUGGUCUGAUAAACAUGAAGCCUACAGUCUGGACGAUGAGUGUGGACGCUAUCGCAACACCAGCACAAACACACAACAUCAUGCCAACUCAGCUACAGCACAACAUCUAGUGUGUGAUGUGGACGGGUGGAUGGGGUUCACUCACAGUAACGUGGCUCAGGCUGUGCGUGAGGAGGAGGCGAGUGCGGCGCUGUGUGUGUUGUGUGAGCGCGUGCUGCAGGAGACUGCUGAGGACCUGCAGGCUCAGAGUGACACAGUGAGCGAAGCUUUCACAGAGCGCUGCCAUGAGCUUACACACACCAAGAGGGAGCUGGAGCUGCAACUUAAACAGGUACUGGAGCAGAUCACGUCUCAGGAGAGAAAUAUUAGCGCUCUGCAGCAGGCCGUGUUUGAUAAAGAGGCUCCUCUGCGUGUGGCUCAGACUCGUUUGCACACCAGAGCACAAAGACCCAACAUGGAGCUGUGCAGAGACCAACCUCAGAUCAGUCUGCUGAGUGAGGUGGAGCAGAUCUCAGGCGGUGUGUGUGUUCUGCAGCAGCAGUUGUGUGAGGCGCGUAACUCUCUCGCUCGGCUGGAGGAGAACAGGAUGCUGCUGGAGAAAGACAUUGGCUGUAAAACCCACUCGCUGCUCAUCGACCGGGAGAAGUGUAUAAAGCACCGUACACUGUACCCCACUGUGCUCACUCUGUCUGGAUACUGACACACUCACACACACACUCACACACACUCACACUCACACACACACACACACACACACACACACACACACACACACACACACACACACACACACACACACACUCACACACACACACACACACACACACACUCACACACACACACACACACACACACACACACACACACACACACACACACUCACACACACACACACACACACACACACACAUGCACACACACACACUCACACACACUCACACACACACACACACACACACACACUCACACACACACACACACACACACAUGCACACACACACACACAAACACACACACACACACA
Messenger RNA from Tachysurus vachellii, 1684 nucleotides. RefSeq names its product tektin 4 (gene tekt4). Gene Ontology annotation, biological process: cilium movement involved in cell motility; cilium assembly. Bases 56 to 1360 code for a protein of 434 amino acids. The transcript is spliced from 6 exons. Gene Ontology annotation, cellular component: nucleus; microtubule cytoskeleton; sperm flagellum. NCBI's taxonomy places the organism in Eukaryota, Metazoa, Chordata, Actinopteri, Siluriformes, Bagridae. The record is from RefSeq and is a predicted model, not a curated record.